UGUCAUGCGCUGACGGUUCGAGGUUUGCAAAGGGCUUCCAGCAUGAAGCUGUCUUGACAGCUUUGCCUCCCCGGGGGCGUCUACCCUUCUCGCCCGGUUACGCUUUGAAAAGCACCGGGGCGGUUGCACUUUUGUUUUCUAUUAUUAAACGGAAGAGGAGAUGCUAACGGGUGCUCUUGGCAGGCUGGGUUAUACUGAACACGGAUGAAAUCCAGUCCGAACCAAAAGAAGGACCCCUAACGGGCUUGUAAACAGAACAAACAUACGGAGGAACUUGAUUCAAGCAAUAACAGCAGCUGAAGAGAGAGAGAGAAGAUUACCCUGGAUGAAUUUAUCGUAAUAUGCCGUAAUUAUGGUCAUGAAGAGGCUCUCAACCAUAGGCAGAUCAUGAUCGCUUGCUACAGAAGAUCAACAAUGAGCAACUCUGGACAGCACUCAAAAUGGAGCCACAUAAGGUCCUUCGGAGAAAAGGGUGAAGACGAAGCUUCUUCCAACCAGCUAAUGGAAAAUCACCUUCUGGGGGAAAAAUGCCAAACUUUAAAGGAGGACAAACCAAGCAAAUAAAGAUCCCAAACACUAUCUUCUGAGGAGCAAAUCCUGCUUGGCUUUCCUUAAUUUAAUCCAAAGUAAAGCACAAUGUUGUGGUGAUCAGCAGAAUCUAGAAAAUCAGAAUGUCUCCGUGUUGCACAGAAAGCAGAGGAUUUCACAUUUCCAGUUUCUCAGAUCAUCUUACACACUUAUCUUUUCCUCUCGGUGGGAAUUCAAGGCUGCUAAAUCUUUCCUUAUUUAUCUGACAUCUGCCUGAGCGUCAACGUCGCCUCCUUUCCUCAAAACAUCAUGGCAACCGACAUCUCUGGCUGCAACGAGGAGCAUGACUUUUCCAAACGCUUUUACGCCAUCAUGUACACCAUCAUCUUACUGCCAAGACUGGUAGGGAACAGUUUAGCUCUCUGGGUACUUUAUGAGUACAUAAAAGAGACCAAACGGGCUGUGAUUUUUAUGAUCAACCUUGCGAUUGCAGACUUAGCUCAGAUAUUGUCUUUGCCUCUGAGAAUCUUCUACUAUUUGUCCGAAAGCUGGCACUUGGGGAAGGAGAUCUGCAUGUUGUGUUUCUAUCUGAAAUACGUCAAUAUGUACGCGAGCAUCUUCUUCCUGGUUUGCAUCAGCGUGAGGCGGUUUUUGUUCCUCAUGUACCCCUUCAGGUUCAGCGACGCCAAACGCAUCUACGACGUGUACAUCUGCAUCGCCGGGUGGAUCGUCGUCUGCAUCGGUUGUUUGCCGUUCCCACUGUUACGACUCACCUCUAAUGAGACUGAGGCCAGCAACAAAUGUUUUGUGGACCUUCCUGUGAAGGUGGUAGACGGCGCUACCUCCAUUGCCAUGGUGACCCUGAGCGAGCUGGUCGGUUUUGUCACACCUCUGCUGAUCAUCCUGUUUUGCACCUGGAAGACGGCUUUGUCCCUCAGAGAAAACAGUUCUGUUUCCCAAGACCUGGGAGAGAAACAGAAAGCUCUGAAGAUGAUCUUGACUUGUGCGGUGGUCUUCCUGGUUUGCUUCGCCCCUUAUCACAUCAGCUUCCCUUUGGAUUACUUUGUGAAAGCCCACAAAAUCCAGGACUGCUACGCCCGAAAGGUGAUUUCAAUAUUUCACACAGUGGCUUUGUCUCUGGCCAGCUUAAAUUCCUGUGUGGAUCCGGUCAUUUAUUACUUUAUUACGGAUGAAUUCCGAAGGCGGCUUUCAAGGCAAGAUCUACAAGAUAGCAUCCAGCUCCAUAACAAAUACUUUGGACAUCCAAAUGGCCUUGAUCAAAAUAUUGGUGUUGGUUAUGUGAUGGAGAAUCCAGGUGACAUCCCGAUCAAUGGAACUGCCUGACUCCAUGAGCUUUAAAGGCUACGGGUGUAGCUGAUGACUUUGUUCUGCUGCAAAUUACUUAAAUUUAAGGGUUUGACCAGUGAAUAGUCACUUUGUGUUUUUGUUGUUGUUGUUGUUUUAAAAAAAAUGUAUUUAUGUUUUUGUUUUAUAUUUGCUUCGACUGUACUGAUCUCAAGUAAUAUCCCCAAUAGUGUUAACAGUUCUGGAAUAGGAACAGUGGGCAAAAUGAGCACCCAGCCAGUGCAAAAAUUCACUUUUAAAAUCUUCAUUGAGUUUAUCCAUUUCUUAGAGAGCAGCUGCCACAAUCAAGGUGGCUAACGCAUGGGCUGUCAAGGUUUUGAAGGACACAAUAGAUAAUCCAAGGAUGAAAUACCCGGGGAGAUUUAACCUUCUUUAUAAAGAUGUAUACGAGGGGGUAUACAUUUCCUCUCCCACAGAACUUGUCAAUACUUGUCAGCACUCCCGCGUACUUGAAUACAUUUGAGAACCUCAAACAGAGAGGAAAUUCUCAGUUGUCAUAUACUAAGACUCCUAUAAAAGACUUGUUAUAUGUUCAAAAGAACUGGGUUAAGACCAUAGCAUUAAGGUCACAGUGCAGUUUAUUGUUAGAGUUUGUUAUGGUUAUGUUAAAAUUUUCUUAUUACUAAAAAUUUUCUUGUUACUGGAAUUUUAGAAUGUUCUUGUUACUGAAAUUUUAGAAUGUUCUUGUUACUGAAAUGUUAAAAUUUUUCUUGUUACUGAAAUUUAAAAUUUUUCUUGUGACUGAAAUUUAAGCAAAAAAGUUACCAGUCGAAUUGAUUUUUUUUAAAAAAGCAGAAUGCUGCAAACGGCUGAUUUGUGGUAAAAGCUCACAUCCCUGUGGCUAUCGAGGUAAUGACAGCCAGUUGCUAUUACACCAGACAAGGAGAGAGGUUAUUGAUUUGUUCUGUUCAUCUGCUGUAGUAAAUGAAAAUGAAUGGAUUACAAA
This is a messenger RNA of Pogona vitticeps (central bearded dragon), 2839 nucleotides long. RefSeq names its product G protein-coupled receptor 174 (gene GPR174). Gene Ontology annotation, cellular component: plasma membrane. NCBI's taxonomy places the organism in Eukaryota, Metazoa, Chordata, Lepidosauria, Squamata, Agamidae. Gene Ontology annotation, biological process: positive regulation of Rho protein signal transduction; phospholipase C-activating G protein-coupled receptor signaling pathway. Gene Ontology annotation, molecular function: G protein-coupled receptor activity. The record is from RefSeq and is a predicted model, not a curated record.